AUGACUGAAGCCAAACAAGAUUUAAUUGAAUUAUCAUCAAAUCCUUUAGAUGUAUGGAUAAAUACACAUUAUGAUGAAUUGUGUGCAGGUAUGACGUGUGAAAAUGCUCUAUUCUGCAAACCUUCAGACAUGAAAGACAAAAACUUUCAAAUGAGUAUUAAGGAUAAAUGUGAUAGGAAACAUAGAAGAAUAGACGGUAAACAAACAUGGUAUUAUGUUUUGAAAGAAGAAAUGAAAGGAUUAUAUAAACAGGUUGAACCAAACGAUAAUGAGGAAUCAUUUACUGAUGAUGAAAUACCUGUAAAUGAGCCGCUAAGCGGCGAGACCUGA
This is a messenger RNA of Trichomonas vaginalis G3, 330 nucleotides long. RefSeq lists its product as uncharacterized. Lineage: Eukaryota; Parabasalia; Trichomonadida; Trichomonadidae. The coding region runs from base 1 to 330 and encodes 109 amino acids. The transcript has a single exon. The record is from RefSeq and is a predicted model, not a curated record.